AUGGACGUGGUGGCUAAAGAGGGCUCGAUGUUUUUACAGGGAGUCAAAUUUGGAAAGAGGAUCUGGAGGAGGACCUGGGUGAUGCUCUUCGAGCCCAGCCCCGCAGGGAUCGGGCGCAUCGAGAUGUACGACAUGCGGGACGGAACGGCGCCGUCUGCGAGACCCGCCGGUCUGAAAAAGGCGGAUAAGCAGGUUCUCCGUCUGACUGACUGUCUCAGCGUGACGCCAGCGCCGGGUGAGAGCUGCCCAACAGACUGCACCGCCUUCUACCUCAACACCACCAAGCGCAUCUACACGCUGGCAGCACCGGCACGGGAUGAGUGGGUACCUGCCCUCUGCCGGCUGGCAUUUCAGAGGAACGAGGGAGGUGGUGAGACGAGGAGGGAACAGAGAGCGGAGACUGUGACCAUGGCGGAGAACGACCUCUACUCCACCUGGUGUCCAACUCAGUUCCAGGUCAGGGUGGCGAGCUCGAUGGCGUCGGUACGCUGCUCCAUGUCCGGGUCGUACCUGCUGUCCCCGGAGAAGGAGUCCCUGUGCCUGCUGGACAUGAAGACGGGACAGGUCAUGUUUCACUGGCCGUAUCGAUUUCUCCGCAAGUUCGGACCGGUUAAGGACGGCGUGAGCAUCGAGGCGGGCCGGCGCUGCCACACAGGCGAGGGCCAGUUUAUCUUCCUCACCACGCAGGGUCAGCAGAUCUACCGGGCCAUCGAGGAGGCCGUCAUGCAUCAGAGCGUACAAGACCUGCUGUCCAAAGCCACCUCAUUCGCAGAAGUUCACACGACCAAGCAGCCGCCCCCAGUGCCACCGCCAGCCAGCAGGUCCUUUCCAAAAAAGGACGUUAAAAUGAGAAAUCUACCUCUCCCUCGGCUUCCCGGCCCCAAACCCCGUCCCAGCGGCUCCAAACCCAAAGCUGAAGAAGUCGUCUACUCCAGUGUCAAGCCUCUGCCCAAGCCGAGAACCAAACCUCCAGUUCCGGUUCCUCCCGUGCCCAAGCCGGAGACCGCGCCCCAGACGUCGUCCGCCGACCCCGAUAACGAGGAGCAUGAUUACGAGGUCUGCGACUGGACGCAGAAACCCGAAUCGAGACAGGACCAGUCCAACACCCAGCUGUACAGCGUAGUUACUCAUCAUAACAGAAAACAAAUCAGGACCGGCGUCCAGCAGCAGGACAGUCAACGACCCCUUCGUGUGCCCCCCUCUGAAACCUUAAAAAACUUCAGACAGACUCUAUCCGAUACUCUCUUUAAAGGAAGAACCAGGGUCUGCCCGCCUGUGCCACCCAAACCACCCAGACAGACGUCUGAUCACGACUUUAAUGACUACGAGCUCCUAAAUGAACUUGAUAGGUUUUGA
Molecule: messenger RNA, 1356 nt
Organism: Trichomycterus rosablanca
Lineage: Eukaryota; Metazoa; Chordata; Actinopteri; Siluriformes; Trichomycteridae
Gene: dok3
Product: docking protein 3
Exons: 5
Coding region: 1-1356 (451 amino acids)
Biological process (GO): cell surface receptor protein tyrosine kinase signaling pathway; positive regulation of MAPK cascade; Ras protein signal transduction
Cellular component (GO): cytoplasm
Source: RefSeq, a predicted model, not a curated record